This is a messenger RNA of Stomoxys calcitrans (stable fly), 1083 nucleotides long. RefSeq names its product coiled-coil domain-containing protein 1-like. The record is from RefSeq and is a predicted model, not a curated record. Gene Ontology annotation, biological process: double-strand break repair via homologous recombination. Bases 1 to 1083 code for a protein of 360 amino acids. The transcript is spliced from 4 exons. Gene Ontology annotation, cellular component: Smc5-Smc6 complex. Lineage: Eukaryota; Metazoa; Arthropoda; Insecta; Diptera; Muscidae. Gene Ontology annotation, molecular function: ATP binding; ATP hydrolysis activity.
AUGCACGAUGUGGAUAGUGAUGACCACGAUGUGGAUAAUUAUAUCCACGAUGUGGCUAAUGAUAUCCUCGAUGUGAAAAUUUAUAUCCACUGUUCGGAUAAUUAUAUCCACGACGUGGAUAAUAAUAUCCACGAUGUGGAGAAUAAUAUCCACGAUGUGGAUAAAGAUAUCCACAAUGUGGAUAAUUAUAUCCAUGAUGUGGAUAGAGAUAUCCAUGAUGUGGAUACUGAUAUCCACGAUGUGAAUAAUGAUAUCCACGAUGUGGAUGAAGACAUCCACGAUGUGGACAAUGAUAUCCACGAUGUGGAUAAUGAUAUCCACGAUGUGAAUGAUGAUAUCCACAAUGUGGAAAAUAAUAUCCAUGAUGUUUAUAAUGAUAUCCACAAUGUGGAUAAAGAUAUCGACGAUGUGUAUAAAGAUAUCCACGAUUUGAAUAAUGAUAUCCACGAUGUGGAUGAAGAUAUCUACGAUGUGGAUAAUGAUAUCCACGAUGUGGAUAAUGAUAUGCACGAUAUGGAUGAUGAUAUCCACAAUGCGGAUAAUGAUAUCCGCGAUGUGGACAAUGAGAUCCAUAAUGUGGAUAAAGAUUUCCAUUAUGUGGAUAACAAUAUCCACUAUAUGGAUAAUGAUAUCCAUGAUGUGGAUAAUAAUAUCCAUGAUGUGGAUAAUGAUAUCCAAGAUGUGGAUAAUGAUAUCCAUGAUGUGUAUAACGAUAUCACCACUGUAGAUAAUGAUAUCCACGAUGUGGAUAAUGAUAUCCACGAUGUGCGUAACGAUAUCAACAAUGUGGAUAAUGAUAUCCACUAUGUGGAAAAUGAUAUCCACUGUGUGGAUAAUUAUAUCCACUAUGUGGUGGAUAAUGAUAUCCACAAUGUGGAUAAUUAUAUCCACGAUGUAGAUAAUGACAUCCACGAUGUGAAUAAUGACAUCCACGAUGUGGGUAAUGAUAUGCACGAUGUGGAUAAUGAUAUGCACGAUGUGGAAAAUGACAUCCACGAUGUGAAUGAUGAUAUGCACGAUAUGGAUAUUGAUAUCCACGAUGAGAAUAUUGGUAUAAUGAUAUUAUACCCACGAUGUGGAUAA